Molecule: messenger RNA, 1335 nt
Organism: Exophiala bonariae
Lineage: Eukaryota; Fungi; Ascomycota; Eurotiomycetes; Chaetothyriales; Herpotrichiellaceae
Exons: 6
Coding region: 1-1335 (444 amino acids)
Molecular function (GO): monooxygenase activity; FAD binding
Source: RefSeq, a predicted model, not a curated record
AUGGCCACGGCGUGUCUCUUCGACCCAUUGCACAUUCUCAUCGUCGGUGCUGGCACAGGUGGACUAGCUUGUGCCCUAGCAUGCCGUCAAGCCAAACCGCCGAUACGUGUAACAUUGCUCGAGCGUGCCUCCGAACUUCUCCCGAUCGGAGCCGGCAUCCAAAUUCCCCCAAAUGCGGCAAGGAUCAUGGAUUCCUUUGGCCUCUCAGAGAAACUCGUCCAGGCAGGUGGGAUUAUUAUGGAUGCGCAUGUCUUGCGACGGUACGCAAACGGCAGUGUCCUUGUCGACAAAUCCUGGGUCCCGCAGAUGAGAGACCAGUAUGGUGCCGACUGGCUGGCUGAAUAUCAACUGAUGCUUGUUGAUGAGGUGAAGAGGGCAGGCGUUGACAUGCGAAUGGGAGCCGAGGUGAUCAAGGUCAACAUUGACUCAAAUGAACCCUCUGUCGUGCUCAAGGACGGUAGCAUUUUGUUCGCCGACGUUGUCGUCGGUGCGGAUGGCUUGUGGUCGACAACCCGAAAUUAUGUACUUGAGCUUCCCGUAACUCCAAGGGAAACGGGCGAUCUAGCUUAUAGGGGGACGUUUUCAGCCCAGCAACUGGCCAGUUUAAAGGACGAAAGGAUUAGUGAGCUCCUCAGUAGCUCCAGUGUCCAAGUUUGGAUGGGCCCGCAGAAACACGUUGUGUUCUAUCCAGUGAGAAGUCAUACUGAGUUCAAUCUCGUGCUAUUAUGCCCUGACACGGUUCCCAAAGGCAAACGCACAGCAGAAGGCAACUUGAAGGAAAUGGAGGAAUUAUUCGAGGGUUGGGAUCCCAUUCUUCGAAAACUCAUAUCCGGUCUGAAGACGGCUCUUAAAUGGAAGCUACAUCAUGUUCCACGGCAAGAGACAUGGACGAAGGGUGCAUCGGUGCUGAUCGGAGACGCAUCUCAUCCGACAUUACCUUAUCAAGCCCAGGGAGCGGCAAUGGCAAUCGAGGAUGGCGCAGUCCUGGGUUUACUUCUUAGUCACCUAGAUGCACACCGACAAGCUAAUAGAGGGGAUAAGCACGCUCAGGUUGCAAGUAUCUUGAGGCUGUUUGAACGACUUCGAAAGCAGCGGACCGAGAUCAACGUUGCUGGAGCAGUCGAAAAGCAGGACUUCUAUCAUCUUCCAGAUGGCGAUCUUCAAGUUGAGCGAGACCAAGUCCUCUCUGAUAUUGCUCAAACCGAUUUUAAAGCACAGUGUAAGUGGAGUUGGGGUGACAAGUCGUACAAUGAUGAGCUUCUUGGGUUUGAUGUGUUACAUGAUGCCGAAGAGGGAUUCAAGGCCUGGAUAGAACAUGAGUGCCCAAUGGCCUGA